Molecule: messenger RNA, 2214 nt
Organism: Prunus dulcis (almond)
Lineage: Eukaryota; Viridiplantae; Streptophyta; Magnoliopsida; Rosales; Rosaceae
Product: zinc finger MYM-type protein 1-like
Exons: 2
Coding region: 1-2214 (737 amino acids)
Molecular function (GO): DNA binding
Source: RefSeq, a predicted model, not a curated record
AUGAGGGAGAGUAAUCGACGUUUUCUUGUGAAAUGGUUUGAUUCAUUUGUUUGGUUGGAGUAUAGUAAAGAAAAAGAUGCUGCAUUUUGUCUUCAUUGUUAUCUUUUUAAAUGCGACUUUGAUAAACAAGGAAAGGCUGGAAGCGAUGUCUUCACUGAGAAAGGGUUUAAAAAUUGGAGGAAGGGACCCGAGAAUUUUAGGGACCAUGUUGGACAAGUUGGAAGUCUUCACAAUAAAGCUACACAACAUUGUACAGAUUUAAUGAAUCAGAAGCAACACGUUGAAACCAUUGUGAUCAAGCAGACAGACCAAGCUCGUAUUAAUUAUCGCAUUCUAUUAACUGCCGCACUUGAUUGCACUAGAUAUUUAUUGCGACAAGGUCUUCCUUUUCGUGGCCAUGAUGAAAGCGAAACAUCUAGCAAUAAGGGUAAUUAUGUGGAGCUUUUGCAAUUUCUUGCCAAUCAUGAUGAGAAAGUUCGUGCCGUUGUGUUUGAAAACGCUCCAAAGAAUCUCAAGUAUAUUGCUCCUACAAUUCAAAAAGAUCUUAUCAAUUCUUGUGCCGCUGAAACCAUUGAUCUAAUUAUUAGUGAUAUGGACGAUGCAUUCUUUUCUAUAUUAGUAGAUGAAUCACGUGAUGUUUCAAUAAGAGAGCAAAUGGCAGUGGUGUUGCGUUAUGUGAACAAAAAAGGGCAAGUAAUUGAAAGGUUUGUGGGUGUCCAAUAUGUCUCUGAUACAACUAGUAGCAAAUUGAAAGAGGCAAUUGAGCAGUUGAUUUCUUCAACAAAUUUGAGCAUGUCCAGGCUACGAGGACAGGGGUAUGAUGGCGCUAGUAAUAUGAGAGGUGAGCUCAAUGGUCUUAAAACACAGAUUUUGAGAGAAUAUCCUCAAGCAUAUUAUGUCCAUUGUUUUGCACAUCAACUACAACUAGCUCUUGUAGCCGUGGCAAAGGGAAAUGAAAACAUUGCUACUUUCUUCACAACGGCUAGUAGUGUCGUUAAUAUUAUUGGAGCAUCGUGUAAGCGUCGUGAUGCACUUAGAGAGCAACAACAAAAAGAUAUUAUGGAAACUCUUGAAAUUGAUGAUCUUGAAACGGGGCGAGGGUUAAAUCAAGAGACUACUCUCAAACGUCCUUGUGAUACACGUUGGAACUCACAUUAUGAUACUUUACUUAGUAUUAAUAUUAUGUUUCAUCCCGUGGUGAAGGUGCUUGAAUGGAUUGUUGAUGAUGUCAACCAAGAUAAUUUAGGUGAAGCAAAUAGGUUGUUGAAAGAAAUACAAACUUUUGACUUUGUGUUUCACUUAUAUUUGAUGAGAUUUAUAUUGGGAAUCACAAAUGAUUUAUCAAAGGCAUUACAAAAGAAAGAUCAAGAUAUUGUGAAUGCGAUGAUGUUGGUCCAAAGAUGUAAGCAAAAGCUACAAUCCGUGAGGGAUGAUGACUUUGAUGAUUUGCUCAGGGAAGUAUCAAUAUUUUGUGGUAAAAAUGAUAUUGACGUUCCUAACAUGGAUGAUUUAUUUGUACCACAAGGGAGAUCAAGACGUAAAGCUCAGAAAAUCACAAACCGCCAGUAUUAUCGUGUGGACUUAUUUCUUACUAUCAUUGAUAAGCAACUAGUGGAAUUGAAUAAUCGCUUCACUGAGGAACCAGCUUCUAUUGAGACUCAUUUGCCUGGGAAUGAUGAUUUUGUACCAUGUAGUGAUGCUGUUGUACCUCCUACAACAUCAUCACAAAAUCCAACACCAUCACCAUUAGAACCUAGUACCGAGAAAAGGAAACCUUGUAAGAAGGAGAGUGAUGUGUGGGAACACUUUGAAAAGUAUGAUUUGGUAUUGGAUUUGAAAGGGGUAGAUGGGACUAAAAGAAAAGAAGUUGAAAAAAGGGCUAAGUGCAAGUAUUGUAGUGCUACUUAUGCUAGUGAUACCAAGAAAAAUGGGACUAGCAACAUGUGGAAGCAUCUAAACAAACAAUGCUUGCAAUAUCCUUAUAGGCACAAGGAUAAGAACACACGGACGCUCGCAUUUGAUGCAUCCAAGGGUAAUGCUCUUGUUUCUAGGAAUUUAACAAAGAUGAUUGUUUGGAUGCUUGUAUUAGGAUGGUGGUUCGAGAUGAGCUACCUUUUAGCUUUGUGGAGGGUGAAGGGUUUAGGGAAUUUUGUAGUGUUGCAUGCCCACAAUUUAAUCCACCCUCUCGUAGAACUCUUGGAAGAAGAUUUCUAG